AUAAUCGUCUUACGGAAUAUCUUAAUUUUAUUCGCUCAAGUCUACCACUGUGCGAUCGCUCUCGACUCUGCCAUCAAAUUUCCUCUUCAUCUUCAUCAUGAACCACUUUCCCGAAGCCUGGGGUCGGCCCAGAGAUGACAUUUAUGGGCCAUAUAACCCAUCAUACCUGCAAACUACCGGCCCGAAAGCGUAUACUCAGUCGCCCGCCGUGACGGGAACGUCUGUUGUGGCCGUGAAAUUCAAUGGAGGAGUUGCGAUUGCUGCAGAUAAUCUUGCUUCAUACGGAUCUCUCUCUCGGUUCACCGACGUCAAACGCCUCCGUAAAUUUGGCGAUACUGCCGUCAUCGGAUUCAGUGGGGAUGUCUCUGACAUGCAGUACAUUGACCGAUUAUUGGAUUCUAUCGAUAUCAGAGAAAACUACUCGGCCCACGGCAACACACUCAAUGCCAAAAACCUCCACACCUACUUGUCCAAGGUUCUCUACAAGCGUCGUUCUGAGUUUAACCCCCUCUGGAAUCACAUUUUAGUUGCCGGUUUCGAUGACAACAAAAAGCCUUUCCUCAGCUCUGCUGACUUACUGGGCACCACGUUCUCUGCACCACAUCUGGCAACUGGAUUUGGCGCCCACCUGGCUAUUCCAAUUCUUCGCCGGCUAUUUCCCGAAGAGAGACCCGUCGAGGAGAUCAGCAAGGAUGAGGCCGUGACAGCGCUUCGGGAGUGCAUUAAAGUUCUCUGGUAUCGGGACGCACGGAGUCUUGACAAGUACUCCUUAGCAGUCAUCACAGCCCAGGGAAUCGACAUCCAGGAGGACCAGCAGGUCGAGGCUCAGAGCUGGGCAUUCGCGGAAACCAUCAAAGGCUACGGGGCUCAAGUUAACUAGUUUCUUUGUUGAUUGAAAGUGCAUCAAGUCACUUUCAGAGCUUACCAUAUCCGCAAUCACCUAUGUGACGAGGUCCUGCCUGGAGAUAAAUUAAAUAAUACGGAAAGAAAUUGCUUCAUUGCGGACCUAUACAGCGUGCCUUUGACCCGCCCAACUUAGCUAAGCCAGAGCAAGCUCACAAAUGACCAGCGUUUUAUGUAGGGACAUCAAAGUUUAGACGAUG
Molecule: messenger RNA, 1103 nt
Organism: Aspergillus homomorphus CBS 101889
Lineage: Eukaryota; Fungi; Ascomycota; Eurotiomycetes; Eurotiales; Aspergillaceae
Gene: pre4
Product: proteasome core particle subunit beta 7
Exons: 3
Coding region: 98-880 (260 amino acids)
Cellular component (GO): proteasome core complex
Source: RefSeq, a predicted model, not a curated record